Messenger RNA from Emericellopsis cladophorae, 1749 nucleotides. RefSeq names its product aspartyl-tRNA synthetase. Gene Ontology annotation, molecular function: RNA binding; aspartate-tRNA ligase activity; ATP binding. Gene Ontology annotation, cellular component: cytosol; aminoacyl-tRNA synthetase multienzyme complex; cytoplasm. The record is from RefSeq and is a predicted model, not a curated record. NCBI's taxonomy places the organism in Eukaryota, Fungi, Ascomycota, Sordariomycetes, Hypocreales, Bionectriaceae. The transcript has 2 exons. The coding region runs from base 1 to 1749 and encodes 582 amino acids. Gene Ontology annotation, biological process: aspartyl-tRNA aminoacylation.
AUGGCCGACAAACCGACUGAACCCGCCCCCGAGAACCCUCCCGCUGCUGCUGCCCCUGCUGGCGGCGAAGAGGGCGGCGAAGCUGGUCCCUCCAAGAAGGCUCUCAAGAAGGCCGAAGCCAAGGCUAAGAAGGAGGCCGAAAAGGCCAAGCGCGCUGCUGAGCACGCAGAAAAACAGGCCGCCGCCAAGGCUGCCGCUGGCAACACCGAAGAUCUCGCCAAGGACAACUACGGCCCCGAGACGAAGGCGACAAAGGUCGAUGCCGAGCGCGUACACCUCAAGGACCUGGGCGAGCAACACCUGGGCAAGACCAUCAAGCUGAGGGGAUGGAUCCAGAACUCAAGAAUGCAGGGUGCCAAGAUGUGCUUCGUGGAGAUCCGCGAGGAGAGGAACUGGGCGAUCCAGGGUGUCCUCGCCGCCAGCGCCGAAGGCAAGCCCGUGAGCCGACAGAUGGUCAAGUGGGCCGGCGGUCUCAACCUCGAGGGAUUCGUGCUGCUCGAGGGCCGCGUCGAGAAGCCCCUCGACCCCGUCAAGAGCGUGCGCGUGAGCGGCUACGAGCUGCACAUUACAAAGUGCUACCUCAUCUCCCCCGGCCCCGAGGUUCUGGGCAUGACUUUUGCCGUGGCCAACAAGGCCGUCACCAACUUUGACGACGAGGACGCCGCGCCCGCCGCCACGGGCGUCGAGGAGGUCAAGGACGGCGUGGCGAACCUGAGCGUCGAGGGCGUGGCGGGUGCCAGCAUGAUCACGCACCUGAACAACCCGGCCAUGCACAAGCGUGCUCCUGUGCAGCAGGCCAUUGCUGAUAUCCGCAUGGUGACUCGUAAGCUGUUCGCCGAGUACCUCGAGGCGCGCGGCUUCAACCAGUUUGAGCCCCCGUGCCUCAUUGGCGCUGCAUCCGAGGGUGGCUCCAACGUCUUUGGCAUGACCUACUUUGACAAGCAGGCAUACCUUGCACAGUCACCCCAGUUCUACAAGCAGUACGAGAUUGCUGGCGGAAGGAAGCGCGUGUUCUCCAUCGGACCUGUAUUCCGUGCCGAGAACUCGAACACGCCCAGGCACAUGACCGAGUUUACCGGUCUCGAUCUGGAGAUGGAGAUUGAGGAGUCAUACACCGAAGUCAUCGACAUGCUCGAGGGCGUCCUGCUCUUCAUCCUGCGCAACCUGCGCGAGAAGUGCGCCGACCAAAUCGCCAUUGUCCGCUCCGUGUACCCAUCGGAGGACUUUGCGUUCCCCGAGCCCGGGAAGGAGGUCCGCCUGACCUUCGCCGAGGGCCAGGCACUCCUUCGCGCCGAGGGCCCCGAGGAGUUCCGCAACGUGACCGACCACGAGGACAUGUCGACGGCCCAGGAGAAGGCCCUCGGCGCCCUGGUCCGCAAAAAGUACGGCACCGACUUUUACGUCCUGGACAAGUUCCCCCAGGAGGCACGACCCUUCUACGCCCUCGAGGACCCCGAGAACCCCGAGAUCACCAGGUCCUUUGACUUUAUGAUGCGCAACCAGGAGAUCCUGUCCGGCGGCCAGCGUAUACACGACCCCAAGGUGCUGGAGGCCCGCAUCCGCAGGAAGGGCAUCGACCCCAACUCGCCCGGCAUCAAGGAGUACGUCGACGUCUUUCGUAGCUGUGGCGUUCCUCCUCACGGUGGCGGCGGCAUCGGCUUGGACCGUGUGGUCGCUUGGUUCUUGAACUUGCCCAGUGUGCACCUGGCGAGCUUCUAUCCCCGUACCCCCAAGAGACUGGCGCCAUAG